AUGCGUGUUGACAGGAUCGCCCGCAUUUUCCAGAUCAACAUGGAUAGCCUGUACAUCACUGAUGCCGCAAACGUUGCAAUAUUUCCAGUUGAGAGUGGGUGUUUCAGCUCAUUGGACCUGUCUAACCAUGGUCAUUAUGAGGUUCAUGGAGAAGUUGGGGACACUGCAGGGACCCCAAGAGCCCCAGCUGCAGCUCCUUCGCCACAGUUUGCUUUUCGCAAUAGUCAACCUGUGACAACUGCAAACAUGAGCCUGAUGUCAAGAUCAGUGACCACACCUCGCUCAUUUCAAAGGUCUAUUCAUGUGUCAGAAGUAAUGGACGGGAAGCUUGUACCAACGCGGGUAGUUGUGGUGAGAUUUGUUGAAGCAGAGGCAAGUGUAUCUGUCAUCCUAGAGAAACUGAAGGUGGCCAUGGGAGAUGAUGAGGACUACAUCUUUACCGACACACUUGGCAAUGAAAUUGUGGAGUCAGAAGGAACAAGUGGGUCUUUGUAUUGGAGACAGAAUGCCAGAAAGACCUAUGCCAUUGAGAGUACUGCAUUCCGGCAAUGGCGUCGGCAACGGCGUAGCAGAAAAGAUGCUGUCCAAAUGCUGAAGGACCAGGUGGAAGAACUGCUCGAUGCAUCUCAAGGGCUGGAUGAAGUAACCAAAAGAUACUAAUCUGGUGACCGUCAGCCGUGAU
Messenger RNA from Larimichthys crocea (large yellow croaker), 682 nucleotides. RefSeq lists its product as uncharacterized. The record is from RefSeq and is a predicted model, not a curated record. The transcript has 5 exons. NCBI's taxonomy places the organism in Eukaryota, Metazoa, Chordata, Actinopteri, Sciaenidae. Bases 1 to 660 code for a protein of 219 amino acids.